Diachasma alloeum is the source of this 536-nucleotide messenger RNA. RefSeq lists its product as uncharacterized. Bases 63 to 500 code for a protein of 145 amino acids. Lineage: Eukaryota; Metazoa; Arthropoda; Insecta; Hymenoptera; Braconidae. The record is from RefSeq and is a predicted model, not a curated record. The transcript has 3 exons.
GCCAGAUAUUGGUGCUAUGAGGAAAGGGAUUUUCGCAUCUCUGAAAUAUUGCUCAUCAACUGAUGAGAAGCCUAACCACGAAGCCCCAAAGAUGCACGAGAGGAGGAACACAAAACGCUAACGAGUCUCUACUCUCCAUCAUAUGGAGAAAUUGUCCGAAGCAUGUGUACAUGUCACUGAAAAAACUACGAAUUUUUGUAACGAAAGGAGUUGGUAGAUUCAACAUGGGGUGUCGUCAUUGUCAGCAACUGAGAGCUGGCAUCAAGAACAAAAAAUCCAGUUCAUACUCAAAGAAAAUUUUUCGUAAACAAGACGAUAGGAGAGUAUCACGUAGUGCAAAUCAACAGAUAAUCACUUCAAAGAAAUUCACGAGAAAAAUGGAACAAAGCAGCGAGCCGCUGAAGUGUCGAAACAGCAGAGGAAAAGAGGACCAUCAUACAAAGCUGGAGGAUUCUAAAAUGGAGACUGGAAAGCUCGAGAUAUGGCAGGAUUUCAUAUAAGAAUCUAAAAAAAGUUGUGCUUCAAAGAGACUAUAU